GAGCUGUAGAAAAAGACUGCAUGCAAUAGAGAGAGAGAGAGAGAGAGAGAGAGGUUGGUCGUUUCUCUAUCUCGCGACUCACCUCCGCCCAGUAGAAUAGAACUUGUUCUAGCUUAUUCGUUCUGCAACUUCAAUCUGCAUGAUCAGGGUUUUCGACUGACAAGAAACCAUUAUUUGCUUCGAAAUAUCUAGAUUCAUUUUCCCUAGGUUUUCCAUCUCUUAAUUUGUACUUUUUUUUUUCCUACAAAAACAAAAACAAAAAAAGAAAAAUUCUACUUUUGGAGAUUUGUAUGUGAAUUAGAGUUUUAAGGAAAUUAAUUAUUUGUAUAAAGGGACCGAAUUAUAUAUCUGUGAAUGUUUUUCUAGUAUUCGGAAGAUUGUUGAGCUUUUGUAUGCCCUAAUGUGAGCAAAGUACGAAGGAGUUGUCGACUUGUGCUAGGGUUUCUCUGUUUCCAUGGGGAGCACCGGGGAGCCAGACCGUAAGCGCAGGCACUUGAACUCUAUCUCCCCCACGGCAACUGCUGCUAAAAAGCAGCCUUCUUUGCCAUUUUCGGAAGAUAAAAAGCUUGACACUGCUGUACUGCAAUAUCAAAACCAAAAGCUUGUUCAGCAGCUAGAAGCUCAGAAAACCGAAUAUUCUGCCCUUGAGAAUAAAUUCUGUCAGCUGAAGGAGAAACAAAGUGGUUAUGAUGAAACAUUACUACUGGUUAAUAGGUCGUGGGAACAGCUGGUUGAAGACUUAGAAUCUUGUUCUAUUCGUGUGAGAACCUCCAUUGGCAGCAGAAAGGAUGCAGGCUAUUCUUCAGAUGGGGCAUCAUCUCCUGCUGAGGAUGCUUUUCUUGAAAGACUCUUAGAGACAGGUGCAACAGAUAGUUGUUCUGCAAAUGACUCCCUUAAUCAUUUUGAAGAUGAUAAGCAAAUAUCUUGCAUGAAAACUACAAACAUCUUAAGAAAUAUAGUUGUUGCCGUUAAUGACCUGUGGUAUUUUAAGAAUGGGAUUUCUGGUGCACUUCUGGAAGCAUUUUCUGAAGAUGAGCUCAGCAGACAUGGCAGACACAAGACAUCUAAUGACUUACGGUCAGAGGUUAAGAACUUACGGGUGGCUCUCGGUGAUCUUCAUUUGAAGCACAAGAAAUUGGCAUAUGAGGUGCGUCGCCGUCAAGACACCAAUGCAAAGAAUAAAGCUGAACUCAAGCGUCUCACAGGAGAGUUGGAGAGUACUUUUGCAGAGUUGGGUGAUAGCAACUCUAAACUGGCAACUCUCAAAGCACAAAGGGAUACAGCGCAAAGUGCAUUCUUCCCUGUCUUAAAUGUGGGUGGUAGACAGGUUGCUGGAGAUAAGGCCCGAGAUAGGCAGCGAGAUAUGCAAGAUAUGGAGUCUACACUCAAGGAGUUGUCGGAAUUGGCUUCACGUCGAUUGGUAGAACUCAAGGAUCUUCACAAAGAAAGGAUAGAAAUUCUGAAGCAGUUGUGUCAUUUGCAGAACAGUUUGAAGGAUGUGAAGCAAAUCUGCUCUUCCAAUGCUUUUCUGUUUGGAAGAGAUCAGCUUGAAAGAUCAAAAGCAGAAGUGAUCCGGUAUCAGUCCUUAUUUGAGAAACUACAGGUCGAGAAAGAUAAUUUCACGUGGCGGGAAAAGGAAGUGAACAUUAAAAUUGAUUUAGCUGAUGUUUUUCGAAGGGCCUCUGCAAGCGCUGAUUCUAGGAUGGGUGAACUAGAGAAGGAGAUACAGAAACGAGUUGAUGAAAGAAAUAUUUUUGGGGCUAGGCUGAAAGGCAUUUCAAGAGAACCUGUUCUCAAUCCAAUCUGCUUGAUAAUGCUUUGGAAUCUUUAUGGGUGCAACUUUAAUUCCCUUGUUGUGCCCUUAUUUUUGCAUAGUUUUGAUGAGCUUAUGUGGAUUUUUCAGGUCCAAGAUUUGAAGGAGAGUGAUCAGGAGCUAAAAUUAAUUCUGGAAAUGUAUAGACGUGAAUCCACUGAUUCCAGGGAUAUCUUAGAGGCUAGGGAUCUAGAGUACAAGGCGUGGGCACAUGUUCAAAGUCUGAAAUCUUCUCUUGAUGAGCACAGCUUGGAACUCCGUGUCAAGGCAGCAAAUGAAGCUGAAGCCAUAUCUCAACAGAGGCUGGCUGCAGCAGAAGCUGAGAUUGCUGACCUGAGACAGAAGUUUGAAGCCUCUGGAAGUUAUAUAUCUGAACUCAAGGAAGUACUGAAAUCUAAGCACGAGGAAGGUGAAGCAUAUCUAUCAGAGAUAGAGUCUAUUGGUCAAGCGUAUGAAGAUAUGCAAACUCAAAACCAACACCUGCUGCAACAAAUCACGGAGAGAGAUGAUUAUAACAUCAAGCUUGUUUUAGAGGGUGUAAGGGGAAGACAACUACAAGAUGCUAUGCUCAUGGAAAGACAAACCAUGGAGAGCAGGUUGCUGCAAGCAAAUGCUUUACUGGAUCUAUAUGACCUGAAGGCUGCGCGAAUUGACGAUCAGCUGAAAAUGUACUUAGAGCAGGUUCAGAAACUUACAGAAGAUCGGCGACAUAGCUUAGCUACUUUAGAGAAUACCCAAAAAAGAUUGACAGAUGUAAGGAAAGAAUCUCAGCAGUUAAGGAGUUCACUGGAGGAAUCACAGUCCAAGGUUGCGAGAAACCGAGGAAGUAUUGGAGAGCUGCAGGUAGAACUAGAGAAAGAGAGGUUUGACAAGAAAAGGGUGGAAGAAGAAUUGGAUGUUAUGGCAAGGAAAGCUGCACGUCUCAGUGCACACAAUGAAGGGUCAUCUGUUGUGGAAAAACUUCAGAAGGAAAUCAGCGAAUAUAGGGAAAUACUCAAGUGUGGUAUCUGUCGUGAUGGCCCGAAGGAGGUUGUAAUAACAAAAUGCUUCCAUCUGUUCUGCAACCCCUGCAUCCAGAGAGUCCUCGAAACUCGCCAGCGGAAGUGUCCGUUAUGUGCUGUGACUUUUGGGCCUAAUGAUGUCAAAGCUGUUUACAUAUGAGCAAAAACAUGUGCUGUGUACUGCCUCUCAUAGUUGAGAAUCGCCAUAACUCCAGGUUCAUGUUACAAGAGACUUCCGAGUUCUGGACAGCUGCAGUAGUAGACUUGUUCUACAUUGUCGUUGGGAAAUGCUGUAGAAGAGGGAAAAGUAAAUAUGGGCAGGUAAUCUUGAAGGUUGUGUUCUGCUUCCCUCUCCACACAUGGCAAGAUGGCGCUCAUAUUUGCGUGGUGGUUUGGUUCUUAGGUUGUGGAUUGGUCACACCUUGAGUUUUGCCAUAUCUGUGUAUAAGUUAGUUGUACCAUUUUACUUACUAGAGCAACUGGAAUGCCUUGACUGAUUAUUUCUAGAUCCCCUAGAAUACCGCUUUUUUGCCAUUGACUUUUGCCCAGAGAUCUUUCGAGGUGGGGUGGUCAGCGUGGCAAUUAAGAAUACCGUUGGUGAGCUCCACCAACUGAGUCCAGAUGCAUUCUUUAUUGCAUGUUGCUUAUUGUUCUUGAACAUAAUGUAGGGUGUUACUGUUCAGCUGAUAGAUUGGGAUGCAUUCCUUAACUUGGUAUAGUGAGGUUUAUAGGUUGGUAAGUUUCUCUUGGUAUCAUGUAAAUCAAUUUAGCUUUUUUUUAAAAGAAAAUUUUCUUUAAAUGUAUGAUAUCAAUGUUUUUCACA
Molecule: messenger RNA, 3637 nt
Organism: Macadamia integrifolia
Lineage: Eukaryota; Viridiplantae; Streptophyta; Magnoliopsida; Proteales; Proteaceae
Product: E3 ubiquitin-protein ligase BRE1-like 1
Exons: 18
Coding region: 455-2974 (839 amino acids)
Cellular component (GO): nucleus; HULC complex
Molecular function (GO): ubiquitin protein ligase activity; metal ion binding
Source: RefSeq, a predicted model, not a curated record